This is a messenger RNA of Armigeres subalbatus, 1366 nucleotides long. RefSeq names its product troponin C, isoallergen Bla g 6.0101 (gene TpnC41C). Bases 293 to 754 code for a protein of 153 amino acids. The record is from RefSeq and is a predicted model, not a curated record. NCBI's taxonomy places the organism in Eukaryota, Metazoa, Arthropoda, Insecta, Diptera, Culicidae. Gene Ontology annotation, molecular function: enzyme regulator activity; calcium ion binding. The transcript has 4 exons.
UGCAUCCAUGCCGCGGUCGAUGUGUUGGUAUAUUUGGCGAAUAAAUUUGUGAAAUUUUAUAGUACUUUUUACCUCAGUGCCAGUGCGAGCCGUGCCCAAGUCGGCGGAACCCUUUCAAUAAAAUUCUGCUCGGCAGGCGGCCAUUCGGUCAAAUCUAGUUCUAGAUCCAUCUCACCAACAGUCGGGAGUCGGGCCCGUAGUGUGCUCAGGUGCAAACUAGCAAAAAAAAAGUGCUGAUAAAAGUUCCGUCCGCUCGAACCACCACUCACUCUUAGUUCAGAAAAAAGCAGCAAUGGAGGAUCUUGACAAGCAGCAGCUGGAACUGUUGAGAAACGCCUUCAACGCGUUCGAUCAGGAGAAGAAGGGAUGCAUCGGCACCCAGAUGGUCGGUACCAUCCUGAGCAUGCUGGGUCACCAGCUGGACGACAAGCUGCUCAAGGAAAUUAUCGAUGAGGUCGACGCUGACGGUUCCGGUGAGCUGGAGUUCGAGGAAUUCGUUACCCUGGCCGCCCGGUUCCUGGUUGAGGAGGACGCCGAAGCCAUGCAGCAGGAGCUGAAGGAAGCUUUCCGUCUGUACGACAAGGAGGGCAACGGCUACAUCACCACCCAGGUGCUGCGUGAAAUCCUGAAGGAGCUGGACGACAACCUGACCAACGACGAUCUGGACAUGAUGAUCGAGGAAAUCGAUUCUGACGGUUCGGGAACCGUUGAUUUCGAUGAAUUCAUGGAAGUCAUGACUGGUGGAGACGAUUAAACCAGUUCAUCGUGGUUGGUCCCCUAUCCAAUUCAGUGUACCAUCCAACUAUUGCUAGCUUAAUGUUCGUUUUAAUAUUUAAUUACCUUCUAUUCUAUCUCGAUAAUGUAAGCUUAAAUUUUCCACCUUGCUCUCUAUUUAAGAAAGCACGUUACCAAGUAAAACGCAGUCAGUAGCUAGAACAGGAAUAUGAAUGUACGUUUAGCAGACAGUCGAACUGUAGGAAUUGGCGAGAGCAAAGUUUUUAUUUGCUACAACCGAGGAGAGAAAUCGGAAAGGAAAAACCAUAGAAAAUCUAUUCGGUACACGAGCCCUCGUAACCGGUGUAGGGUGGGUUCGAAUUAAUCGUGUGUCCAACAGUGUUUAUUGAAUCAUAAAACUUAAUACAGAAAGUCGGACUGGAUCCACCUUUUAUCUAAUAACAAUAAACCACAAUCCACCUCUCGUUCUUAUUUUAUCAUCUAUUGGAGCAAUUUCAUUCUAAGGACCACCAACCACCUCUUUUCAAUAACUUCAAAGUUCGUGGGCUCCGACAGGAAACCAGUUUUCAACUUUUGGAAAACUGCAAUCGUAUUUGUUGUACAGAAUAAAAACAAUUUGUAUCGGAUAAGA